AUGAGGAAUAAACACGAGAACACGGCACUGCAUGAGGCGGUAGUAACAAAUAUUGUUGACGUGGCAAGGCAUUUGUUUGCAACAGAUGAAGUUGUGGCCUAUUUUCUAAACAAGGAAAGAAAAUCACCCUUGCAUUUGGUUCUUGAGAAGGGAAAAAAUGAAGUUGCUGAAUUUAUGCUGCAAGCUCCAUUCCUGAAUAGAGAGAAGCACCAAGGAUCCUCCCCGCUUCAUGCUGUUAUUCUGUCAGGGAGUACAGUUGAUCUGCUGAAUGAAUUAGUGGAAAAGAGACCUAAGCUAAUAUACAUGAGAGACCAAAGAGGAGGGAUGCCCCUUCAUUACGCAGCAUCUAUUGGUUAUCUUGAAGGUGCAUGCACAAUUACAAGUGCAAGUCCCGAAAGCGCUCUAGAGAGGAAUAUAAAAGGUCAUCUUCCCAUUCACAUUGCUAGCAAAAAAUGCCAUGUUAAUAUGGUCAAGGAACUUUUUCAACAACGAUGGUUUGAUUUUAUGGAUUUGCUCAACCAAAAAGGUCAAAAUAUUCUUCACAUUGCAGCAAAGAGUGGAAAACAUGAAGUGGUGAAGGAAAAACUGAAUGUUAACUUCGUAAAUAACAAAGGUAUGACAACCUGUGAUAUUGUUCUCCAAAGAAAAAAUAUACCACCAACAUUUCGAGAGUACCUAUCAUUUGCUAUCUUAAGGUCUGCUGGAGUACCCUUGAGUGAAAAGGGAAGAAUAAUCAAGCGUUUGCAUGCAGAACAACCUCAGAUUGAGUGGAUUAAAGACCUUGUUAGCACUAGCUUACUUGUAGCAAUAUUGGUUGCGACUGUAACAUUCACUGCUGGUUUUACCAUGCUAGGUGGUGUCUAUAGCUCUGAUGACAUAGACACAAAGAGAAGAGGCAUGGCCACUUUGCUCAACAGAAAAAUGUUCCAGCUUUUCACAAUCUGUGAUACAAUAUCUAUCUAUAUUGACGAUGUCAAUUGCAUUCAUGGCUGCAGUACAUCUAGUAGUGAGCAAUCUUACUUGGCUCGUUGGCAUUGUGAUGGUUAUUGGAACCAUCUUCCUUUUGAUGUUUUUGGAUAUCUCUCCGGUGUUGCGUUGCUUUGGUGUGACUGUGGGAAGCUUCGUUCCUCUCCCUUCUUCCAUCCUUUUGUUCUGAUGAUGUUGGAUAUGAAUGCAUGGGGAGGGGGUUUGGAGCAAACUAGAGAUUUGGAUUAUUGCUUUCUGACCGUAGAUGGGGAUUUGGAUUUUCUUUGA
Prosopis cineraria is the source of this 1254-nucleotide messenger RNA. RefSeq names its product protein ACCELERATED CELL DEATH 6-like. Gene Ontology annotation, cellular component: plasma membrane. Gene Ontology annotation, molecular function: protein phosphatase regulator activity; protein phosphatase 1 binding. Bases 1 to 1254 code for a protein of 417 amino acids. The record is from RefSeq and is a predicted model, not a curated record. NCBI's taxonomy places the organism in Eukaryota, Viridiplantae, Streptophyta, Magnoliopsida, Fabales, Fabaceae. The transcript is spliced from 7 exons.